Messenger RNA from Myotis lucifugus (little brown bat), 1157 nucleotides. It is a transcript of the gene UBD, whose product is annotated as ubiquitin D. Gene Ontology annotation, molecular function: protein binding; proteasome binding. Gene Ontology annotation, cellular component: nucleus. The coding region runs from base 125 to 622 and encodes 165 amino acids. Gene Ontology annotation, biological process: response to type II interferon; ubiquitin-dependent protein catabolic process; response to tumor necrosis factor. NCBI's taxonomy places the organism in Eukaryota, Metazoa, Chordata, Mammalia, Chiroptera, Vespertilionidae. The transcript is spliced from 2 exons. The record is from RefSeq and is a predicted model, not a curated record.
CCCACAAUAAAGGGCACGGAAAGCAGACACCCAGGGGAUUUCCUGCUCUGCUCUCUGCGUGGACGCUGGGUGCUGGCGCUGCUCCUGCUCUCAGGCUGUUUCUGCUGCUCCCUCGGCUGCAGCGAUGGCUGCCCAUGCUGCCUGCCUCUGUGUGAAGGUGCACUCUGAGGAGUGGGGCUCCAUGACCUUCGCUGCCAGCCUGGAGGACAGAGUGAAGAAGAUCGGCGAACACGUCCGAUCCAAGACCCACGUGCCCGUGCAGGACCAGGUCCUUCUGCUGGGCUCGAAGCCGCUGAAGCCGCACAGAACGCUGUCAUCUUAUGGCAUCGACCACGAGACGACCGUCCACCUCACCCUGCGGGUGGUGAAGCCCAGUGACGAGGAGCUGCCCUUAGUUCUGGUGGAGCCGGGUGACGAGGGGCAGAGGCACCUCCUCCAGGUGCGAAGGUCCAGCUCAGUGGCCCAGGUGAAAGAGAUGAUCGAGACCAAGACCGCGGUGCCCCCCGAGAAGCAGAUUGUGACUUGCAAUGGAAAGAGGCUGGAAGAUGGGAAGACCAUGGCACGUUAUGGCAUCAGGAAGGGCACCUCACUCUUCUUGACACCCCACUGCAUCGGGGGGUGACCAUCCUGGGGAGAGAUGAUAGUAGGAGCAAAAGAGAGCUUAUUUCCUCUUAGCUCUUACUCACCAACCACAUCCGCUGAUGACUUCUCCCAGUUAGUGAGAAACAGGUGAGGAGGAAGAGGAGAUUUGGAGUGGGGUGGUAGGCUGCAGAACACUUUUUAACUCUAUGACGCUUUGAUUCUCGCGUAGUUAAGUGGCAGGAUUGUGUGUAACUGAGAACAGAAGGUAACAUUGUGAAGGCUCAUGAGAGAGAGCAUUCAAAGCCAGCUUGAGUGUGAUCCUUUUUGGCUCCCCCUGAUUUAUAGACAACCCCCCAUUUCCUUUCCUAUCUAACAACAUAGUCAGUUCUAGGCUGGGAUCAAUGUUCUAAUUUCUGUGUUUUCAUCUAUGUGUAAGCCAGUGCGCUAUCUAUCAUAUCACUAGAUGACUGUUGAACCACAUUGAAUUUCUACUUGUAGGGAACAAUGAAAUGAUUUCUUAUGAAGUGAAUUAAUUGCUCUGACGUGAUCACAGUUUAAUUAAUAAAGAAUUUAGA